Clunio marinus is the source of this 201-nucleotide messenger RNA. The record is from the annotation of a GenBank genome assembly. Lineage: Eukaryota; Metazoa; Arthropoda; Insecta; Diptera; Chironomidae.
AUGAAGGCAGUCAUAACAAAAAUUGGGUUGAAAUUGGGUCUGCUGUCAUUAGGCGAUAUUCUUGUUGUUGUUUUUAAUUUUCAUCGUCGUUCUUUGGACAAUCAAGUAAUGAAUGGUUUGAACAAUGCCAAUGAUCUAAUAUCACGUUGUCGAAGACAAUUUUGUAGAACGUUCCUUCAAUUGUUCUUCUUCUAUAAAUAA